Molecule: messenger RNA, 303 nt
Organism: Echinococcus granulosus
Lineage: Eukaryota; Metazoa; Platyhelminthes; Cestoda; Cyclophyllidea; Taeniidae
Exons: 2
Coding region: 1-303 (100 amino acids)
Biological process (GO): potassium ion transport
Cellular component (GO): membrane
Molecular function (GO): calcium-activated potassium channel activity
Source: RefSeq, a predicted model, not a curated record
AUGCCGAAAAUGUCAAAGGAUGGAAAGUGCGCAACGAGUUCUUGCCUCCAGCGCCAAGAGGAAAAUGACUUUGCCGUCCAAACCUUUCGUCUGAGUCUGCAGAGCCGUGGUCCCUUCCGCUGUUUUGUCUCCGCACAGCAUGGGGACGAGGCGCUGAUGUACAAAGUCUACGAACUCUCUACCAUUUUCAAUGCUCUGUUCUGGCCCCUAAGCAUCUUUUGCCUCUCCUUCGUCACCAUUGCCAUUCUCUGCACCACAGACCAGUGCAAAGUGUGGAAUGCCGAUGCACUACUUAUCACCUAA